This is a messenger RNA of Heteronotia binoei (common prickly gecko), 1961 nucleotides long. RefSeq names its product tryptophan hydroxylase 2 (gene TPH2). Bases 149 to 1624 code for a protein of 491 amino acids. Gene Ontology annotation, molecular function: tryptophan 5-monooxygenase activity; iron ion binding. The transcript is spliced from 11 exons. The record is from RefSeq and is a predicted model, not a curated record. NCBI's taxonomy places the organism in Eukaryota, Metazoa, Chordata, Lepidosauria, Squamata, Gekkonidae. Gene Ontology annotation, cellular component: neuron projection. Gene Ontology annotation, biological process: serotonin biosynthetic process; aromatic amino acid metabolic process.
UCCUUGCCCAGGCAUAUAUAAAGACUCUUCAUGAGACAAGCUUUUGGAUUGUUCCUUAUUCAGCACCAGAGUGGUGGACAGCUCUCUGUAGGCAGCCCUGACCUCAGGUUUCCCCCUGCUGUAAAGAGAAAAAAUUACACCAUCCACUAUGCAGCCAGCAAUGAUGAUGUUCUCCAGUAAAUACUGGGCAAGACGGGGACUCUCCUUGGAUUCUGCUGUGCCCCAAGAACACCCACUGCUUGGCAACGUAACACUGAACAGAACUGGUUCUGGUAAAAUUGAUGACAAAAAGGGCAACAAAAGUACAGGCAAGAAUGAAUCAACAUCUGAAAGCGGAAAGACUGCUGUGGUGUUUUCUUUGAAAAAUGAAGUUGGUGGCUUGGUAAAAGCACUCAGACUCUUUCAGGAGAAACAUGUGAGUAUGGUUCACAUUGAAUCAAGAAAAUCCAAGAGGAGGAGUUCAGAGGUAGAAAUUUUUGUGGAUUGUGAUUGCAGCAAAAAACAAUUCAACGAACUCAUUCAGUUGUUAAAAUAUGAAACUAACAUUGUAACUCUAAAUCCCCCGGAAAAUAUCUGGACUGAUGAGGAAGAACUUGAUUGUGUGCCUUGGUUCCCCAGGAAGAUUGCUGAAUUAGACAAAUGUUCCCAAAGAGUUCUCAUGUAUGGCUCUGAACUGGAUGCAGAUCACCCUGGAUUUAAGGACAACGUCUAUCGGCAGAGAAGAAAAUAUUUUGUAGAUAUUGCCAUGAACUAUAAAUAUGGCCAACCAAUCCCUCGAGUGGAGUAUACACCUGAAGAAAUAAAAACGUGGGGUACUGUGUUCAGAGAACUUGCUAAACUGUAUCCUACUCACGCUUGUAGAGAGUAUUUAAAAAAUUUUCCUUUGCUGACCAAAUACUGUGGCUAUAGAGAGGAUAAUGUCCCUCAACUGGAAGAUGUUUCAAUGUUUCUUAAAGAAAGGUCUGGCUUCGUAGUAAGACCAGUUGCUGGAUAUUUGUCACCUCGAGACUUCUUAGCAGGCCUUGCCUAUAGAGUUUUCCACUGUACCCAAUAUAUACGUCAUGGAUCAGAUCCCCUCUACACUCCAGAACCGGAUACGUGUCAUGAGCUCCUGGGACAUGUGCCUCUGUUUGCUGACCCUAAAUUUGCCCAAUUUUCCCAAGAGAUUGGACUGGCUUCACUGGGAGCAUCUGAUGAGGAUGUCCAGAAACUUGCCACUUGCUAUUUUUUCACCAUUGAGUUUGGCCUUUGUAAGCAAGAUGGGCAACUCCGGGCCUAUGGGGCAGGCCUUCUGUCUUCCAUUGGAGAACUUAAGCAUGCUUUGUCUGAUAAAGCCAAUGUGAAAACAUUUGAUCCAAAGACAACCUGUUUGCAGGAAUGCCUUAUCACUACUUUCCAGGAAGCUUACUUUGUCUCAGAAAGUUUUGAAGAAGCUAAAGAGAAGAUGAGGCAAUUUGCAAAAUCAAUCAACCGUCCCUUUUCUGUAUAUUUCAACCCAUAUACCCAAAGCAUUGAAAUUCUGAAAGACACCAGAAGUAUUGAAAAUGUUGUCCAGGAUCUUCGAAGUGACCUGAACACCGUGUGUGAUGCUUUAAGCAAAAUGAACCGAUAUUUGGGAAUAUGACUUCUUUUGGUGCUUUGUGGCCUUGGAGCACAAUUGUGCCAGCACCAUUAUGAGAUGCUAUUCCCUUUGUAGUGCAAUCUAUCCCCUUUCUCUUGCAUGAACAUCAGCUUGCUCAGUGUAUACUCUGUAGCUUCAGAUAUGCCAGCACUAGCAUGGAAAUUCACAAGGGCAUAGAAGCAAGAAAGUUACAUCAAUAAAUACACAUUUGUGGUGGUGGCAGUGGCAGGGAAACAGCAUUAUAAUACAAUCACAGCAGUCACUGUAUUUCCCAUCAACACUAUAAUGAGGACUGGAUAAAAUGUUAUUUUCCUUAUGCUUGCUGAAAUAAAAGUUUACU